AUGGCAGUAGCAGCAGCCCAAAAGAGCCGAGAGAUGUUCGCCAUCAACAAGUCAUAUAGCAUCGAGAACGGAUAUCCAGCGAGGAGACGUUCUCUCGUAGACGACGCCAGAUUCGAGACGAUCGUCGUGAAGCAGACCAAACAUUCCGUUUUGGAGGAAGCCCGGCAAUUAGCGAACGACGCUUCUUUAGCGACCGACGCAGCCGUAGCGCAUUUCGCCAGUCAACUUCAACGCCAACAUCUUGAUCAAAUUAACGAUCAAUACGACGGUCAAGUUUUUGAAUCCGAAGACAAAUCUAUUGAACACGAUCAUGAAAACGACGUAGAAUCAUCCGAAUCAUCAGAACCAUCAUCAGACAAUGACUCAGAUGCCGGACUUACUGAAGAAGAGGUGCUAUUGGAGAAGGCAGCAAGCCAAGACAAAGACGCGGAGAUGGCUGUACAAAGGGCUACUCUGGUAUUGCGUCUGCGCGAAGGUAUCAAUUCACUCGCCCGGGUAUUGAAAGUAAUCGAAAAUGGAAAAGGCAAUGUCGUCCAUUUGGAAUCAAGGCCGUCUAAGGAACAAGGCGUUCAAUUUGACAUUUUGGCCAAAGUGGACAUGACAAGAAAAGAUCUAUUAGCAUUAAUGAAGACACUCAGACAAAGCUCUACAUUGGCAAGCAUUACGAUUCUAGCCGAAGACAACAUCAACGUCAAGAACCCGUGGUUCCCGAGACAUGCCCGUGACUUGGACAACUGCAACCACUUGAUGACCAAAUACGAACCGGAAUUGGACAUGAACCACCCCGGAUUCUCCGACAAAGUUUACCGCAACCGCAGGAAGGAAAUCGCCAACAUUGCUUUCGAAUAUAAAUUCGGCGACUUGAUCCCAGUUAUCGAAUACACUGCUGACGAAGUCGGUACAUGGACCGCAGUUUUCAACAACGUGUUGGACCUGAUGCCCAAGCACUUCUGUAUGGAAUACAGGGACGCUUUCAAGAUGCUGCAGGACGACAACAUAUUCACUGCUGACAAGAUCCCGCAACUUAAGGAUAUGAACGAAUUCUUGAAAAAGCACACAGGAUUCACUCUCCGGCCGGCGGCUGGUUUGUUGACGGCCCGAGACUUCCUCGCCAGCCUCGCGUUCCGUGUGUUCCAGAGCACGCAGUACAUUCGUCACAGCACAUCACCAUUCCACACACCCGAACCGGAUUACAUCCACGAAGUCCUCGGACACAUGCCUUUAUUGGCCGAUCCGAGUUUCGCUCAGUUCUCACAAGAACUUGGUUUAGCGUCUCUUGGAGCUUCUGACGAAGAAAUCGAAAAACUGUCAACUGUGUACUGGUUCACGAUCGAGUUCGGUCUCUGCAAGGAACAAGGAGAGGUGAAGGCCUACGGCGCAGGACUGCUGUCCGCUUACGGUGAACUUUUGCACGCUGUUUCUGGCAAACCCGAACUCCGACCAUUCGAACCAUCAAUCACAGCCGUCCAACCAUACCAAGAUCAAGAAUACCAGCCAAUUUAUUUCGUCGCUGAAAGCUUCGAAGACGCCAAGGACAAAUUCAGGAAAUGGGUUUCAUCCAUGUCACGACCAUUCGAAGUCCGUUAUAACCCACACACCCAGAGAGCAGAAAUCCUAGACUCAGUUGAACAGCUCAACAAUCUCAUGACACAAUUGAACUUGGAAAUGUUGCAUCUAAACACCGCACUGAACAAGUUGAAAAUGAGAUCCGGUUAA
Messenger RNA from Macrosiphum euphorbiae (potato aphid), 1716 nucleotides. Lineage: Eukaryota; Metazoa; Arthropoda; Insecta; Hemiptera; Aphididae. The record is from the annotation of a GenBank genome assembly.